This is a messenger RNA of Abrus precatorius (Indian licorice), 1170 nucleotides long. Its product is annotated as extensin-like. The transcript has a single exon. NCBI's taxonomy places the organism in Eukaryota, Viridiplantae, Streptophyta, Magnoliopsida, Fabales, Fabaceae. The record is from RefSeq and is a predicted model, not a curated record. Bases 1 to 1170 code for a protein of 389 amino acids.
AUGAAAACAAAUACACUGAUUACAGCUCUGCUAGCCCUUCUUUUGCUCACACAGUCUCUUUCGGAAACAGGAAACCCUCACCAAGAUCACAAACAUGAAGCAGAGUUGACAGGAUCUAGAAGAAGGUCUCGAAGCAGAAGAGGCAGAAGCAGACACAGUGGAGGAAAGAGAACAAGAGGAUCAAACUGUGACCCAUUUUUCCUAUAUCUAUAUGGAAGCUGCGGCCAUUGGCCUUUCCCUACCUUUCGUUCCCCUGACAACCCUUUUGAUCAAACACCAACUCCAACAUAUAAUCCCGCACCACCCCAAAUAGUAGCAUCUCCUCCACCAAUAUCUUACACACCAAUAUCUCCACCUCCACCACCACCUCCACCAUUAGUACAAUAUUCUCCACCACCUUUACCACCCUCACUACCACCGCCAAUUAUCCCUCAACCACCUCCACAACCUCCACCAUGUCCACCACCACCGUCACCUCCACCAGUGUGUCCACCACCACCUGUUACACCAUGCUGCCCAUUGCCACCUCCUACUUCACCCUGUUGCCCAUUGCCACCACCUUCACAACCAUCUCCCUCUCCACCGCCAUUGGUUCCAUCACCGCCACCACCAGCCCCAACCUUUCUACCACCCACACCACCCUUGAUAAUUCCACCACCUCUCGUCCUUUCCCCUCCUCUCCCUCAAAUACCAACUUUUCCAUGGCUAUCACCUCCCAAUCCCUUCAUCACCAAUUCACCACCAGAGUUUCCACCAGACAUUACCAUUCCGCCGCCACUUGCCCCCACAUUUUGGACGCCACCGGAAGAACCCUUCUCAUCUUCACCACCAUUCCUUUCAACUCCAACUGAACCCGACAUUUUCCUUCCACCUCCAUUGGUUCCCGACAAUCCACAACCACAACCAUUUCUCUCAACACCACCGGCUUUUACUACCCCUGAGACACCGGAUAUUUUAUUGCCGCCACCGGAGAUGCCAGAGGAACCGCCAUCUUUUACCAUACCAAGUACACCGGAUGUGUUCUUGCCGCCACCGGAGCUACCGGAUGAACCACCGCCUUUUACCAUGCCGAAGAUUCCAGAAGAGCCGGCGGCACCGGAUAUACUUAUUCCUGAUCCUGAAGAACCGCCAUCGCCAUUUACCCCAGCUUCGUUUGGCUCCGUUCAUUAA